Messenger RNA from Temnothorax curvispinosus, 1517 nucleotides. RefSeq names its product fumarylacetoacetate hydrolase domain-containing protein 2. Bases 129 to 1178 code for a protein of 349 amino acids. The record is from RefSeq and is a predicted model, not a curated record. NCBI's taxonomy places the organism in Eukaryota, Metazoa, Arthropoda, Insecta, Hymenoptera, Formicidae. Gene Ontology annotation, molecular function: hydro-lyase activity. The transcript has 7 exons.
GGCCUCUCGGUGAUCUCAGUUGCGUCUCGUCUCUCACGACGUUUGUGCCCCUCGAAUCGCGUCGGUUUCUCUCUGUUUCGCUCCCCGCUCGCCCUCUUACCUCUAUCGGCGAUAACGUUCGUCGAAAAAUGCCCUAUCGUGGAAAAUUACGACUGCUCGGUAGAGCGUGUGUCGCGUUCGGUAACGCGUGCGGGAAGAGCGAGGGCAAUGCGUGUUUCGCCGUCGCCAGCAUUGCCGGCAGCCGAAACUUCUCCGUCAGCCGCGCGCUCGAUAUGAGGUUCGUACAGUUCACAAGCAAAAGCGGAGGCCCGCAGCAUCUCGGGGUCCAGCUGAAGCAGGGGGGUGACAUCAUCGCCGUGUCCGCGGUCGACUCGCGGAUACCGAACACGCUGAAAAAGUUUCUGGAGGGCGGCGAUGAUCUUGUCAAGAAGGCCAAGAGGGACGACGAUUUCGACCUAAGGAAGGCAGUAGAGAGAAUAGUCGCCGAGGGACGGAGCAUCACGCCCGAGGUCGACGUGAACUUUCUGGCGCCGGUCACGCGGAUGGAUAAGCUCGCCUGCAUCGGCCUCAACUACAGCGGACAUUGUCUGGAGCAAGGUAUACCGACUCCGGAGAGUCCGGUAGUCUUUAGCAAAUUUCCCAGCAACAUCAUCGGGCCGCGCGACAACAUCCUGCUGCCGAAGAUCUCGGACAAAGUCGAUUGGGAGGCCGAGCUGGCGAUAGUGAUCGGCAAGAGAUGCAAAGGCCUCAGUAAUGACGACGUCGAGGACUGUAUCUUCGGUUAUACGGUAGCGCAGGAUAUAUCGGCGCGCGACUGGCAGAAAUCGAAGCGGAACGGCGGUCAAUACCUGCUUGGCAAAGCGAUGGACACGUUCUGUCCUCUUGGCCCGGCCGUGGUCACCAAGGAAGCGAUAUGCGACAUCAACAAUCUGUCCGUGAGGACAUGGGUGAAUGGCAAUUUGAAACAGGACGGCAAUACCAGCGAGCUCAUCUUCAAACCUCACGAAAUAGUCGUCUAUCUUUCGCAAUUUAUGACAUUGUUACCAGGCGACGUGAUUCUUACCGGCACGCCGGCUGGUGUAGGAUUCACACGCAAUCCACCUGAAUAUUUGCAGCGUGGCGAUGUACUUGAAACCGAAAUCGAGAGUCUGGGACGUCUAAGAAACAAAGUGAUCUGAGACCAAAAGACGGAGCAUACCUUCGGAAAGCGUUAACAGAACUUCGUGAUUUUCAUAAGACUGGACUUACGUUCCUUCAGGGAUCGACAUCCGCGAUGACGUUGAAUCAAACUAGGAUUUGUAUUUGUAGGGAUUUCGGAUACGUAUGUAAGAAUAGGUACUCUCGAAUAAUGCCAAUAAUUUCAGCGCGAUUGCGAAUGUUUAUGCCAGAGGUAGCAUCGCCCCUCUUCAUUCAGGGCACAAACAGGAAACAGGGUGCCUAACAACAUCGAUAACGCUAAUUUUUUAUGUGUCACGUAUUUUACGUACUUGUAUAAUUAAAGCAAGUUGUUUCUACCA